Molecule: messenger RNA, 1170 nt
Organism: Acanthosepion pharaonis
Lineage: Eukaryota; Metazoa; Mollusca; Cephalopoda; Sepiida; Sepiidae
Source: the annotation of a GenBank genome assembly
AUGUCCCUUAAAUACACUGUUGAGUUUUUCAUCAACUUUAACAAUUCGACCAAUACCAAAGCUACUGAACGCACCCCAGAGCAUUACACACCUGCCUCCCGCUUGCGACGUCUUUUUGACAUAUUUAAGAUGGAAUUGCUCGGUUGGGCGGCGUCUGACAAAGGUUUUUUUUUUUCCCUCCGAUCCAAAGAUGCUAAAAGCGUGACUCGUCACUCCAAAAAACUCUAUACCAGUCGCCGGCCGUCCAUUGAAUUCUCUACCAAUCUUUCUUCUACCGCUGUUUCUACGAAUCUUCCUGCUACCGUGGUUUAUACCAAUCUUACUACUACUACUGUGGUUUCUACCAAUCUUCCUACUACUACUGUAGUUUCUACCAAUGUUCCUACUACCGUGGUUUCUAUCAAUUUCCCUGCUACCGUGGUUUAUAUCAAUCUUCCUACUACUACUGUGGUUUCUACCAAUGUUCCUACUACCGUGGUUUCUACCAAUGUUCCUAUUACCGUGGUUUCUACCAAUCUUCCUACUACCGUGGUUUCUAUCAAUUUUCCUGCUACCGUGGUUUAUACCAAUCUUCCUACUACUACUGUGGUUUCUACCAAUGUUCCUACUACCGUGGUUUCUACCAAUCUUCCUACUACCGUGGUUUCUACCAAUCUCCCUACUACCGUGGUUUAUAUCAAUCUUCCUACUACUACUAUGGUUUCUAUCAAUCUUCCUUCAACCGUGGUAUCUUCGAAUCUUCCAGCUACCGUGGUUUCUACCAAACUUCCUACUACCGUGGUUUCUACCAAUCUUUCCCUUACCGCUGUUUCUACCAGUCUUCCUGUUGCCGCGUCUAUUAAAGUGUUUUCAUAUCUAUCUAUCUAUCUAUCUAUCUAUCUAUCUAUCUAUCUAUCUAUCUAUCUAUCUAUCUAUCUAUCUAUUGAAGUGUCUUCAUAUCUAUCUAUCUAUCUAUCUAUCUAUCUAUCUAUCUAUCUAUCUAUCUAUCUAUCUAUUGAAGUGUCUUCAUAUCUAUCUACCUAUCUAUCAAUCAGUCUAUCACAAUGUCUUCAUAUUUAUCUAUCUAUAAAUCAGUCUAUCACGUGGCUUCAUAUCUAUCUAUCUAUCUAUCUAUCUAUCUAUCUAUCACAGUUUCUUCAUAUCUAUCUAUCUAGCUAUCUAUCUAGCUAG